Molecule: messenger RNA, 777 nt
Organism: Puccinia triticina
Lineage: Eukaryota; Fungi; Basidiomycota; Pucciniomycetes; Pucciniales; Pucciniaceae
Exons: 4
Coding region: 1-777 (258 amino acids)
Source: RefSeq, a predicted model, not a curated record
AUGACAACCCUUUACUGGAUACUGGAUAAAGCUAAAGGGCCUACUCGAUUGCUAGCUCCAGCUUUGGCGGCAGCAGCGUCUGCGACAGCUUCAUCGAAGACGAGGAGGUCGAGUUCCCCACCGUCCUCGGCCGCUCCGCCGCCACCCUCGCCCAACGCAUCCUCCACAACAGCACGGCCAGAUGCAGGGCGCGGCCAGCGAGACUGCGCAUCACCAUGCGGGAGUCCCUCGGGCAGUCUGCCGGAGCCGUUCAAGCCGUUUGCGGGCCAAAAGCCGCAGCGGCCGAGUGGGCAAUCGGGGGCGACAGCGCGAGGCUCGGAGGGCUCGCCGGCGGCCAGUCUGGUCCGUCUCUCGUCCACCUCCUCGGUCCGCUCCGGCUACGGCUCCGUGCUCGAGGGCAUCCCCUUCAACAUCGGCUUCUGCUCCGACGCCGACGACCAUCCCUCCUCCUCCUCCGAUAUCAGCGCCUCCAUCCCCCUCAACCACGAGGACGACGACGAGGACUCCGAGGAUCACCAUGACCAGCUCGCGCGCAGGCCCGCCGCUCCACGCUUCCUCGCGCCCGUCACGCCGACCUCUUACAGGCCCGUCCACGCCUCUCCCCGUCCCCUCUCCUUCCUCUUCUCUCCGAGCAUCUCCCGCCCCUGUCCCCACGACCCCCACAACAUCGAUCCCACCCACAACAUCGACCCCACCCACAACAACGACCCCACCCACAACGACAACAACGACGUCAAGGACAGCGCCGUCGGCGCCGACGAGCGCCAUUUUUCUUGA